Molecule: messenger RNA, 189 nt
Organism: Penicillium waksmanii
Lineage: Eukaryota; Fungi; Ascomycota; Eurotiomycetes; Eurotiales; Aspergillaceae
Product: Polyketide synthase enoylreductase
Exons: 1
Coding region: 1-189 (62 amino acids)
Source: RefSeq, a predicted model, not a curated record
AUGAUAUUUGCUGUCAACGAUGUUGUGACGCCUGUCUGGAAAGACUAUGUUACGCCUGCGUUGCAAUCCGGGAAGCUCCAGUGCCUCCCACCCCCAUUCAUCGUCGGCAAAGGGUUGGAGCAUAUCCAAUCUGCAUUAGAAAAGUCCAAGACGGGUAUCAGUGCCACGAAGCUGGUGGUCGAACUGUAG